This is a messenger RNA of Cottoperca gobio, 2237 nucleotides long. It is a transcript of the gene prg4a, whose product is annotated as proteoglycan 4a. Gene Ontology annotation, molecular function: scavenger receptor activity; polysaccharide binding. NCBI's taxonomy places the organism in Eukaryota, Metazoa, Chordata, Actinopteri, Perciformes, Bovichtidae. Bases 77 to 1597 code for a protein of 506 amino acids. Gene Ontology annotation, biological process: immune response. The transcript has 13 exons. The record is from RefSeq and is a predicted model, not a curated record.
UUCUCUCGUCUCUCUACGUGUAUAACGAUCGUUGUUGGGCUCAGAUUCGGUUCAGACAGAGUUUUGGGUGAAAACGAUGACGAGGACGAUGAAAGUGUCACUGUGGCUUCUGUUGCUCGGCCUCGCUGUGACCUACACUGCUGCUGCUGGACCGGGCAGCUGUGUGGGUCGCUGUGGCGAGGUUUUCACCAGAGGACAGCAGUGCACCUGCGACUUCAGCUGCCUGCGACAUAAUGAGUGCUGCCUCGACUUUCAGGCUACUUGCACCACUGCUCAGUCCUGUCAGGGUCGCUGUGGGGAGACGUUCAGCCGCGGUCGGCGUUGUGAGUGUGAUCCACAGUGCAGCCAUUACAACACCUGUUGUCCUGACUACCAGCUACACUGCGACGCCAGCGUGACAGUUUCACACACCAGGACUUUCCAGCCUCUAAAGGCGGCAGCUUCAGGAAAUCGGAAAUCAGAGCGGAGUGGGACGAACUCCAACAGUGAGAGCGAGGAAUGGUACACAGGUGUGAGUAACCCUUCCUCUCAUAGUGGAGUUCCAGACUCACCAGCACCUGGCUCCUCUCUGUCCAGCAACAGUGCUCCGUCUCUGGCCAGAGGUGCUCCUGUCAGUCCCUCUGGUCCUGUCCACCCGCUGCUGUCACCUGGGGGAGUGGCUCCAUCUGGACCAAGUCAAGGUCUCAGUGGCCCAGCAGGCUCCAGGCCCAGCACCUUGCAGGAAGUAGCCCAGGCCUUAGGUCUCUCUGUGGUGGAAGGAGGUUCAGAGGGACCAGGGACAGGACUCCUUGCUGAUGUCAACCUAUGCAGUGAUUCUCCCAUCGAUGGACUGACUGCUCUUAGCAACGGGACCAUACUGAUAUUUAAAGGUGAGCUGCUCUGGUCAGUGGACCCUGUCAGUCGCUCAGUUGGUCGUCCACAGAGCAUCACAGACACUCUGGGUGUCUCCUCUCCCAUCGAUACCGUCUUCACACGCUGCAACUGUCACGGAAACACCUACAUCAUCAAGGGAGAGCAGUACUGGCGUCUAGAUAGGAACAUGGUGAUGGAGCCGGGCUUCCCCAAACCUCUGGCCUCUGAGUUCCCAGGUCUGACAGGAAGCAUCAGCACUGCGCUGGCAGUGCCAGCCACCAGGAGCAGAGCAGAGGCUGUAUACUUCUUUAAGAACGGAGACACCAUGCAGAGGUUCUUCUUCCCACAGGGCAGCACUCCGUCCUGCAGCAAGAAACCAAGCAACUCCCCAAAGAAACGUUUCACUCACCAGGCUGUUCUUUUAGGUGGAGCGAUCAACGUCAAAGUGUCUCUGAAGGGAUUCCCCACCCCGGUCACCUCUGCCCUAUCCAUGCCCAGCCCUGUGAGGAGUGACCUGUACGAGCUCUACAUCUUCUCUGGACCUCUCUUCUUCAGCAUCCGCAUUUCAGGUGACCUGCCUGUGCUGAUCAAACCUCCCCCAUCAUCAGCCCUCCGACCCCUCCCCAUCAUCAGCACUGCUGCUGCGGCUACCAACUUCGCCAACAUGGCCGCUCAAAAUGCUAACCCCCCCCCCCCCAGCCAACUCUAUCAGAGUUUGGCUGAGCUGUCCCUAAGAACAUCCUGACGAGGAGACAGAGGCCCUGCUCUGGUAUAUCAGGACAACUAAUUCUACUUAGUAAACAAGUCUUCUGCACAGAAUGUAACAACUUACUAUAUUCAUAUACAUUCAUAUUAUAAUUUUGAAUUCCCAGAAGUACAUUUUUCAUACAAUGUCAACUAAAUACCAUCACAAAUUUAAACAGCUCCACCCUUUUUUUCUAGUGAUCAACCAAUUGAUUAAUCGACUAAUUGUUUCAGCGCUAAUUGUGUCAAACUCCAUCCCAGGUCACUUUUUUUAUGUCAAAAUAUGGAAGUAAGACAGUGAAAAUGCCACAUCCUGGUCAUUUAAAAGCCCUAAGCAUCUUAGGUCAUCAAAUCAUCAAUCAUCAAAUCAUCGCUGAUUAAAAACACAUAACGCUGCUUCUCAUUAUUCAUCUUUAUUAUUAAAACGUGUAUUGACAGCCUAAAGACAGAGCAAAAUGAAGAUACUAACAAAAUGACAAUGCUGUCAUGAAUACACACAACUAAAAACGCACUGGACUUCACAAUGUGAGCGUACAUUUCUCAGAGGAAGGACCGUGCACGUACAAAGCUCUAUGUCUUGUGUAAUAGUGUGAUUAUUGGAUUGGACAGAAGAUUCAUUGAGAAAACUGAAUGUCUCAAAA